UCUGCCGGAAAGCAAUAGAUUUCGUUCGGUAACUACGUUCUAGCAUCUAUCCACCAGGCGGCGGUUCCGUGUUGGGAAACUGGUUGAAAACUGCAAAGACAAGAUAGGCGAUAACUACUGUCGGUAUUUGAAACUGUUAAGUGAAACAAAAUACGUGUCUCCACAUAAACCCUAGAAUGACAGAUAGGAAACCGUGUAAGGUGUGCAAUUUCACACGACAGAAAUCAUACGGUUUGGUAGUUCCCUCUUUGGAUGAUCUGAAGAUAAAAGGAUGUGAGUUUCUUGGGUUCAGCUCUGGUGAGCCGGUCACAGUGGUCCUAGAGGAUGAUGGGACGAUAGUACAAGAUCAAGCCUACUUUUUGUGUUUACCUCCAAACACAAAGUUCAUGCUGUUGCACGAAAAAGAGACAUGGUCUCCAGGUUGCAGGAUGGAUGGUGGCACAGCCUGGAUGGCCAGAGAUUCUAUGGUGCUGGAGGCCGAUACUGUGGACAGCUCCAGUGCUGCAGCACGCUGGUGGCACCUGGCUCAGCAGCUGAAGCAGGACCUUGCCAGCAUCAUCCUCAUGUCUGAGGCAGACUUACAGACCUUAGUGGAAGCCCCAUGCCCUGAGCUAGCCUCUGCUAUGGGCUUCGAAGAGAAGAAGGCAGAGGAUCUGCAGGAGACACUGCAGGGAGUUUUGGACCGACGAGAGGAGGAGAGGCAGUCCAAGGAACUGCUCCAGCUCUACCUCAAAGCUGCGGUGAAAGAGGACCAACAGCAGGAAGUGCCAAGCCAGCCCAGCCAGGAAGGGGCUGGAGACGUGGAGGUGGAUGCGGUGGAGGUGGACUCUGCAUCCGGAUUCAUGUCCAGGACACUGAUGGUCCUGAAAGGCAAAACAAGUCCAGAGACCAGACUCUCCACUGAGGAGCUGCAGAUGGUAGUGACCAGAGGGAUGGAAGCUAUGGAGAAGGUGCUGGGCUGGGACAGAAGGAGGACAUCUGCGCUGCUGCAGGCCUGUGAAGCUGAGCUGACCGGGCGUCUCCAGCAGGUUCAGGCCGUGCAGUCCAUCAGGAGCAACACACAGCUGGACAGGGAGCAGCGCGCGGAGGAGGGUGUAGAAAAGCCAGCCCAAGGCAGCAACUAGACCAAGGCUUCACCUGAGCAGAGACUGAUAAGAAUUUACACUACGUGCCUCGGGGUUUGAAGAAUGGGAUUUACCCUAUUUUACUGAUAAUAUCCAUAAUGCUGCAAUCCAUGAAUGUUUAUGAUGUUGAUGUUCGCUUCAUUUUGUAAAACUUGCAAACCACUUGAAUGCUUUUGCCUCAAGAGGAAGAGUCAUUUGCACAAGUCAUGUUUAUCAAAGACAUGCUGGUAUUAACCACAGGCAUCAGCUUUCUAUUGGCUCCUUUUUUUGAUGAGUGCCAUGCUGUGAAAAUAAUCACAGAUAAACAUAAACAUGUGAAACUUAAAGCAAAACAUUUUGAGAAAUAUGCUUAUUUGCUUUCUUGCUGAGAGUUGGUUUGAGAGGAUUGAUACCACUCUCAUGUGCCAGCUAGCUUAGCUUAGCAUAAAGACUGGAAACGAGGAAACGGCUAGCCUGGCUCCGUCCUAAGGUCAUCAAUUACGCUUACCUGUGGACCUAUAGGGAGCAAAAACAUUUUUGUAAAUAUAAACAUGCGUAAAUGUGGUAUUUUCCUUUCCAUUUUGUACCACAGUGUACAGUAUGUGCACUUUGGUGUGAAAUGUCAUUAACUGAGUGACCAUUUAGAAAAGCUCUACCUGGAACAAUGAAUGGUAGGAAUAACUAAAUAUGAUGAGUGCAGGAACUCUCUACCCAAGGCACAAAACCAAAGUAACUUGUACAGCACUGGGUUAGAGUGGCAUGGAGUGCAGACAAAAAUUGCAGGCAGGUUUACACUGAAAGAGAAAAUUGUUUCUGAGAUAUAUGCAAAUCAACCAAAUAUAUUUAUAAAAGCUAAAUUUGAAUAUGGUAAUUAGACUAAUUAUUAAUUCUAACAAUAAAGAGUACAACAAGAUAAGAUGUUUAUUACUCCAUACAGGGAAGCUUCACUGAACACAUGGUGGGCGAGAAUGACAAAGCUUCAUCUUUGAGUUGCAUAGAACCAAUAUUUCUGGAGGAGAGCUCCUUUAAGACCAUCUAUUAUAUACUAUUAUUGAAGUUAUGUAUCAGUCUAGUGGCUGCGUAAUGUAAGAUGUUGUGAACAGUGGGUCCAGGUCUGUGUGACUCAUAGGCCAUGUAGAAUAUAGCCUUUGUCAUGCACGUCAUGCAUGUCAACUCAUCAUCGGCCUCAUGAACAAAAAACACAUGAUGGUGGAUGAAUUUGCAGAGAGGUCAUCUUUUUGUGUUGUGGUGAGAUUGAGAUGUCACCACCGGCUUGUACUUUAGUAUUAAAUACAGGGAAAAGUAGAGCAUUUAUCAAGGUCUCCUAUUUAGUCAGUAUUGUGUCUACGUCACAUGGUUUCACCAAAAUGAAGCUGUCCCUCUGCUGUUUUAUAACCCUGUUAGAAUUGUCAGGACAAAUGUUACAAAGGAAGUUGUAUAAGAGUGUACGUUAUGUAAUUUAGGUUGGCUUUUAUAAACGUGUUGAAAGGUGUUUUUCUAAAAUAAACCAGCCCCCAAACUUUU
Sander lucioperca (pikeperch) is the source of this 2627-nucleotide messenger RNA. RefSeq names its product DNA fragmentation factor, alpha polypeptide (gene dffa). Gene Ontology annotation, biological process: regulation of apoptotic process; apoptotic process. The transcript has 6 exons. Lineage: Eukaryota; Metazoa; Chordata; Actinopteri; Perciformes; Percidae. Bases 177 to 1124 code for a protein of 315 amino acids. The record is from RefSeq and is a predicted model, not a curated record.